AUGUCCGAGCACUACAGCUUUGACCACUUCGACGGUGCAUCCAACUACGAUGCAACCAGCCCCGAGUACUCCUAUGCAGACCUCAGCUCUCACUCUUCCAAUCACGCCAAUGGUCACAAACAUGCGAAGUCCAGUUCCAACCUGCGUCGCAAAGAUCUCGACCUCGACCUAGACCUGGAUGCCAUUAGCGACCUCCACCUCACCGACCGCAAUCUCGACCCUUCCCGCUCCCAUGUUCACCCGCACCUUGGCCCACAUCCCAAGACCGAUAGCGCUUCUCAUGCGCACCUCAUGCACGACAAUCUCCACGGCGGCACCACUCGCCUUUACGACGCAGGUAUCGGCGACGAUGUGGACCAGACAUUGCUCCAAAACUUGCCCGAGCAUGCUUGCGCCUAUUGCGGCAUCUUUAAUCCAUCCUGCGUAGUCAAGUGUCUCAUCUGCAACAAGUGGUUUUGCAACUCGCGCGGAUCUACUUCCGGUUCUCACAUCGUCAACCACCUCGUCCGCGCAAAACACAAGGAAGUCUGCCUCCACGCCGAGUCGCCUCUCGGCGAGACAACGCCCGAAUGCUACAACUGCGGUGCCAAGAACGUCUUUCUUCUCGGCUUUAUUCCAGCAAAGAGCGAGACCGUCGUGGUCCUGCUCUGCCGCCAGCCUUGUGCCGCCAUGUCCAACUCCAAAGACAUCAUCUGGGAUACCACACAGUGGUCUCCGCUUAUCGAAGACCGAUGCUUCCUCACUUGGCUCGUCAAGGUGCCCUCCGAACACGAGCAGCUGCGAGCGCGGCCCGUCACCUUGCACCAGAUCAACCGUCUCGAAGAGCUUUGGAAGGAUAAUGCAAGCGCAAGCCUUGAGGAUCUCGACAAGCCCGGCGUCGAGGAAGAACCCAACAGCGUUCUCCUCCGAUACGAAGAUGCCUACCAGUAUCAAAAUAUCUUUGGACCUCUGGUCAAGAUGGAGGCCGACUACGAUCGCAAGCUCAAAGAGUCACAGACCCAGCAGGACCUGGUGGUUCGCUGGGACCAGGGUCUCAACCAGAAAAAGAUCGCCUUUAUGACACUCCCUAAACUCGAGAGCGGCGAGGUGCGUCUGGCCGUCGGUGACGAGCUAAAGCUUCGCUAUCGAGGCGAGCUCGCUCCUCCCUGGGAAGGCGUCGGACACGUCAUCAAGAUCCCCAACAACGUCUCGGACGAGGUGGCGCUCGAGCUCAAGAGGGCCGAUGGCGUCCCCGACCACUGCACGCACAAUUUCUUUGCCGAUUUUGUCUGGAAGGCCACCUCGUUUGAUCGCAUGCAGAGCGCCAUGAAGACGUUCGCCGUCGACGAACAGAGUCUCAGUGCUUACAUCUACCACAAGCUGCUCGGCCACGAGAUCGAAAAUUCGACGCUUCGAACCACCAUGCCCAAACGCUUCAGUGCUCCCGGCCUGCCCGAGCUCAACCACAGUCAAGUCAAUGCAGUCAAGAGUGUCCUGCAGAAGCCGCUCAGUCUCAUUCAGGGUCCUCCGGGCACCGGUAAGACCGUCACUUCCGCCUCGAUCGUCUACCAGCUCAGCAAGAUGAACCCCGGUCCUGUGCUGGUGUGUGCCCCCUCAAACGUCGCUGUGGACCAGCUCACCGAAAAGAUUCACAUGACCGGCCUCAAGGUGGUGCGUCUCACCGCAAAGAGUCGAGAGGCGCUCGAGAGUCCCAUAAGCUUUCUCACCCUCCACGAGCAGGUCGCCAACAACGACACCAACAUCGAGCUGCAAAAGCUCAUCCAGCUGAAAAACGAACAGGGCGAGCUCAGCAGCAGCGACGAGCGAAAAUGCAAGGCCCUCAUCCGUGCCUGCGAAAAGGAGAUCCUCAGCACCGCCGACGUGAUCUGCUGUACCUGUGUCGGAUGCGGAGAUCCACGCUUGGCCAAGAUCAAGUUCCGCACCGUGCUCGUCGAUGAGGCGACGCAGGCCGCCGAGCCUGAGUGCAUGAUCCCGCUCGUCAUGGGCUGCAAGCAAGUCGUGUUCGUCGGAGACCACCUGCAGCUUGGACCUGUCAUCAUGAACAAGAAGGUGGCUCGUGCAGGUGCCAGUCAGAGUCUGUUCGAGCGGCUCAUUAUGCUCGGCAAUCGACCUAUUCGACUGCAAGUGCAGUACCGCAUGCACCCUUGUCUCUCCGAGUUUCCUUCCAACAUGUUUUACGAGGGCACCCUGCAGAACGGUGUCACUGCACCGGAACGACUGCGCAAAGAUGUUGACUUCCCCUGGCCCGUGCCGUCGCUGCCCAUGCUCUUCUUCCAGAAUCUGGGCCAAGAGGAGAUCUCGAGCAGCGGCACUUCCUUUCUUAACCGCACCGAGGCGUCCAACGUCGAAAAGAUUGUAACGCGUUUCUUCAAAGCCGGCGUCAAGCCAUCGCAGAUCGGCAUCGUGACGCCCUACGAGGGCCAAAGGAGCUACGUCGUCAAUCACAUGCAGCUGCAUGGAUCCCUCAAAAAGGAGCUGUACAAGGAAGUCGAAGUGGCCAGCGUCGAUGCCUUCCAGGGCCGAGAAAAGGACUACAUCAUCCUCAGCUGCGUGCGCAGCAACGAGCACCAAGGUAUUGGAUUCUUGAGCGAUCCGCGACGUCUCAAUGUGGCGCUCACCCGAGCUCGAUUCGGUUUAGUGAUCCUCGGCAACCCGAAGGUGCUCAACAAGCAUCCCCUGUGGCACUACCUGCUCGUCCACUACAAGGAGAAAGGAUGCCUGGUUGAAGGCGUGCUGUCCAACUUGCAGCCGAGCAUGAUGCAGUUCCCCAAGCCGCGUCGACCGUUGCAAAAGCCUGGCGAUCUCAUGGCGCGACACCGUCACGAUCUGGUAGGAGGCGUCGACGGCUACGGUGCGUCUCGUGGCGGCCGACUGCCCGAGGCUGGUGGCAAGGGAGAAUCAAACGAGCUCGGUUUCUUCCGCACGCACGAUCCCAUGUCGUACAUUCCGAGCGAUGCGCAGAGCGUCACGAGCUUGGGCACGCAGGCUACGUAUCCGUCAGCGCACCUGUCGGUGGGUGGUACACAUGGACCGUACGCCAGCAGCAUUGUGAGCCAAGACGUCGACACGGAGAGCCUGGCCGGAAGCACUGCGCCGUCGGCAAGCAUCACGUACAGCCAGAGCGAUCGGCUGCACCGCCGGCUGAGCCUGAGCAGUCUAGGAGGUGCUUCGGAUCUGACAAGCCUUGAUAACUACAAGGGCGACGGAAGCUAUUUUGGAGGGCAGGACGACGAUGCAGUAUCCACGUUUUCGGCGGCCAUCUCGCAGUCAUCGUUCACCACGUUUUGA
Molecule: messenger RNA, 3288 nt
Organism: Sporisorium graminicola
Lineage: Eukaryota; Fungi; Basidiomycota; Ustilaginomycetes; Ustilaginales; Ustilaginaceae
Exons: 1
Coding region: 1-3288 (1095 amino acids)
Biological process (GO): nuclear-transcribed mRNA catabolic process, nonsense-mediated decay
Cellular component (GO): cytoplasm
Molecular function (GO): ATP binding; ATP hydrolysis activity; RNA binding
Source: RefSeq, a predicted model, not a curated record